This is a messenger RNA of Rhodamnia argentea, 770 nucleotides long. Its product is annotated as SKP1-like protein 1B. NCBI's taxonomy places the organism in Eukaryota, Viridiplantae, Streptophyta, Magnoliopsida, Myrtales, Myrtaceae. The coding region runs from base 128 to 595 and encodes 155 amino acids. Gene Ontology annotation, biological process: SCF-dependent proteasomal ubiquitin-dependent protein catabolic process. Gene Ontology annotation, molecular function: cullin family protein binding. The transcript has 2 exons. Gene Ontology annotation, cellular component: nucleus; cytoplasm. The record is from RefSeq and is a predicted model, not a curated record.
UUCUUCUCUCUCUCUCUCUCUCUCAAUAUCGGAAAGACGAAAUCGGUAUCUAGGGUUUGCGAUCCCAAUCUGAGCAACCACCAUCACCCGCACAAGAUCCUCACCGGAUAAGCGGAGCAGAAGCACGAUGUCUUCGACGAAGAAGAUCACGCUCCGGAGCUCCGACGGCGAGUCCUUCGAGGUCGACGAGGCGGUCGCCGUCGAGUCGCAGACCAUCAAGCACAUGAUCGAGGACGACUGCGCCGACAGCGGGAUCCCCCUCCCCAACGUCACCAGUAGGAUUCUGGCCAAGGUCAUCGAGUACUGCAAGAAGCACGUCGAGUCCGCCAAGUCCGACGAUCACACCACCGACGACGACCUCAAGACCUGGGACGCCGAAUUCGUCAAAGUCGACCAGGCCACUCUCUUCGAUCUCAUCCUGGCUGCAAACUAUCUGAACAUCAAGGGCUUGCUGGACCUGACAUGCCAGACGGUGGCAGACAUGAUCAAGGGGAAGGCUCCGGAGGAGAUUCGCAAGACUUUCAGCAUCAAGAAUGACUUCACCCCUGAGGAAGAAGAGGAGGUUCGCCGCGAGAAUCAGUGGGCUUUUGAAUGAUAGCGCGUCUCUUUGUCAAUUGGAAUCUGCAGUCGGGCACUGUGUUUCUCUCUGUUAAUUAGAAUCUGCAGUUGUGCACUAUGAGUUGAACAUGCUAUCUCUUUCUGAAUGUGAAUGCGCGAGGAAUUAAACAUAUCCUUUGAUGGAGGAAUGCGGUGGUAUUUGUUCUGUUUAC